AUGUCAACACAAUCCAUUUAUCCCCCCCCCCUAAAAGAAGGGGCUCCCAUUAGACCAGAUCCACAAAACCAUCACUGGAAGCCAGAUGUUGUGUAUUUUAAGGAUGGACCAUGUAUAGAAUCUGCAUUUAGAAACUAUAUUCACCGUGCUGACUAUAAACAGAAUGAAAACGGCUAUGAGAUCAUAGUCUGCCAUGAUAACGUUAUUCGCUACAUUGUUUGCAGGGCUCUCCAGCUGCCCCCUGAAGCUUGGCUGCGCAUGGAUCUUCAUCAUGGCAGCAUUACUGAACUUGUGAUUCGCCACAAUGGUGAUGUAACUCUGACGAUGCUUGGUGAUGCUGGGUAUAUGCCUGCUUCUAAGCUCAGCAGCUAA
Molecule: messenger RNA, 372 nt
Organism: Nanorana parkeri
Lineage: Eukaryota; Metazoa; Chordata; Amphibia; Anura; Dicroglossidae
Product: serine/threonine-protein phosphatase PGAM5, mitochondrial-like
Exons: 3
Coding region: 1-372 (123 amino acids)
Biological process (GO): positive regulation of mitochondrial fission
Cellular component (GO): mitochondrion
Source: RefSeq, a predicted model, not a curated record